CUCUCUGCUCAGGCACAUGCUCGGUGCGCGGGGCCGGCGCGGUUUCCUCGCGGCCUCGUCAGCAGCAGCGGGGCCCCGCGGCCUCCCGGCAUGGCUCCCCCCACAGGCAACGUGGUGGACAGUCAGUCCCCCCGCCCGCCAGCCAACCAGCUGCGCUGGGAUCUGAGCGCUGAGCAGAUCGAGCGCAUGGCAGCAGAGCUCACCGAGAGGACCAAGCUGGUGUACGACCGGGUGGGCUCCCAGGAGCAGGGCGAGGUGUCCUAUGAGAACACCCUGAAGGCACUGGCGGAUGUGGAAGUGGAAUAUACAGUCCGUCGGAACAUGCUGGACUUCCCCCAGCACGUCUCUCCUUGCAAAGACAUCCGUGCAGCAAGCACUGAGGCUGACAAGAAGCUCUCGGAGUUUGAUGUGGAGAUGAGCAUGAGGCAGGAUGUGUACCAGAGGAUUGUCUGGCUCCAGGAGAAAGCAGAGAGUGCCUCACUGAAGCCUGAAGCAAAGAGGUACCUGGAGAGGCUGAUCAAAUUGGGCAAAAGAAAUGGUCUCCAUCUCCCUGAGGAAACACAGGAGAAAAUCAAAGCUAUUAAGAAGAAGCUGAGCGUCCUUUGCAUAGACUUCAACAAGAACCUGAAUGAGGACACCACCUUUCUGCCCUUCUCAAGGGAGGAACUAGGGGGACUCCCUGAGGACUUCUUGAACUCUCUGGAGAAGACAGAGGAUGGCAAGCUGAAAGUCACCUUGAAAUACCCACACUAUUUCCCUCUCUUGAAGAAGUGCUACGUGCCUGAGACAAGGAGGAAGGUGGAGGAGAUGUUCAACUCGAGGUGCAAAGAGGAGAACUGCUUGAUCCUUAAGGAGCUGGUGGACUUGCGGGCUCAGAAAGCCAGUCUGCUGGGCUUCAGCACGCAUGCUGACUUUGUGCUGGAGAUGAACAUGGCUAAAAGCAGCAAGACAGUGGCUACUUUCCUGGAUGAGCUGGCCCAGAAGCUGAAACCCCUUGGGGAGAAGGAACGGGCAGUGAUCCUGGACCUGAAAAAGAAAGAGUGUGAGAAGCGAGGCCUGGAGUUUGACAACCGCAUCAAUGCCUGGGACAUGCGCUACUACAUGAAUCAGGUGGAGGAAACCAAGUACAGCGUGGACCAGAAUCUGCUGAAGGAGUACUUCCCCAUGCAGGUGGUCACCACAGGCCUACUGGCCAUUUACCAGGAGCUGCUGGGGCUCACCUUCCAUCUGGAAGAGAAGGCUCAGGUGUGGCACGAGGACGUCCAGCUCUACACAGUGAAGGACACCUCCUCCGGGGAGACCAUUGGCAAAUUCUACCUGGAUCUGUACCCACGGGAAGGGAAGUAUGGGCACGCGGCCUGCUUCGGCCUGCAGCCAGGCUGCCUCCUGCCGGACUCCAGCCGGCAGAUCUCAGUGGCUGCCAUGGUGGCCAAUUUCACCAAGCCCACUCCAGAUGCCCCCUCCUUGCUGCAGCACGAUGAAGUGGAGACUUACUUCCACGAAUUCGGGCACGUCAUGCACCAGCUGUGCUCUCAGGCGGAGUUUGCCAUGUUCAGUGGGACACACGUGGAGAGGGAUUUUGUUGAGGCACCAUCACAGAUGCUGGAGAAUUGGGUUUGGGAGAAGGAGCCGCUGCUGCGCAUGUCCAGACAUUACAAAACAGGAAGCCCCAUUCCUGAUGAACUGCUGGAAAAGCUCAUUAAAUCCCGGCAAGCAAACACGGGGCUGUUCAACUUGCGUCAGAUCGUCCUGGCCAAGGUGGACCAGGCGCUGCACACCCAGACGAAGGCUGACCCCGUGGAAGUGUUUGCACAGCUCUGUGAAGAGGUGCUGGGUGUCCCUGCUACCCCAGGUACAAACAUGCCGGCUACGUUUGGCCACUUGGCUGGAGGCUACGAUGCCCAGUACUAUGGCUACCUCUGGAGCGAAGUGUACUCCAUGGACAUGUUCCACACACGCUUCAAGCAGGAGGGGAUCAUGAACUGCAAGGUGGGCAUGGAUUAUAGGAAUUGUAUCCUGCACCCUGGUGGGUCCCUGGAUGCUUCUGACAUGCUGAGGAAGUUCCUGGGCCGUGAGCCCAAGCAGGAUGCCUUCCUGGCCAGCAAAGGACUGAAGGUGGAGAGCAACUCGCUGCCUUCAGCCUGCUAAGAAGCUGCUCCAGCCUGUUUGAGUCAAGCCAGCUCCUUUGCCUACACACCAGUCCUCUCAGGCCCAGCAAUACCCGGUACUUCAGCACGUCCUGGGCCCGCCCCGUUGGAGCUGUUCCUCCAGGAUCCUGCUCUGAGCCCACCUGGGCAUCCAGAGCUGGGUUUGGUCCUGGUCUGGGGCUGUGCAGUGACAGCUCUGUGUAGGAAAUGGAAUUCCCCUUUGUCACUCCCCAAAACGGGGAUGGGGCUGUCACUAACCACAAAAGUUAGCUGAGCUUUGUACCUGAUUUCUGCAGAAGGGUGAGUUUUAGCCUCAUUGUUAGCUGGGGAGGAGGGUGAGAAGUUAGCAAACUUGAGUCACUGUUUUAAAAUCCCUUCGUUAUGAGACUUCCCAUAGGGCUUGACUUGUUUUGUGACCAGAGUAACCUUACUGUUGAGCACAAAACAAACAGCCUGAGGAGUUUUAUUAGGAAUCCCUCUCUCCCCAUCUUUGGGCAGCUGUGGAAUAAAGAUAGGAAAAUCUCUGUGCUUAAAAAACAUUGGGUUUGCCAGAAUGUCAUGUCCUGAGCUGCUGCAAUGCUGCUGUCUGGGUGGUGGGCUGGGGGGGGCUGGGGUGUGUGGUGGGCAGAGACCCAGGACCGCGUGCCUGGGGUCAUCCUGGGGCAGCUGCUGCCCUGGGGGCUCAGGUCACAGCAGCGGGGUGUGUUGCUGUUGGUGUCAGCUCUAAGCCAGGGUGGGACAGGGGAGGGCCAUGGAAAAAAAGCAGGCGGCUUCAAACAGCACAGAUGCUUGGGAUAAAAAUAUCAAGUGGGCCUGGUGCCAGGGGAGGGCCUGGGAGCGGCCGGGCUCUGCGGGGACAGCAGGCAGCCCUUCGCCUGGCCUGGAGAGCAGUGCGGCCCUGAGAAGGCCCCAUGGCAGUGCCCACAUGUCAUGGGGCUGGAAGCAGGCGCCCUCCUGGGAGAGCUGAGGCCCUGGCUGUGGUUUGCUCCUGCUAUGGUGAGUGGUUUUCCCUGCUCUCUCCCCAGCUCCGGCUGCAGGGCUGCUCAGAGGCAGGCAGUGGGCCCUGCAGCUCCUCUGCUGUUGGAGCUCACACUGCUGGCCCCAACUGCUCCCUGUGCUUCUCCUCCUGUCCCCAAGCUUCCAUCUGGGCUGCUUCACCCCCUGGGAUGAAAGCUGGGCCAGCUGCUGAAGAGAAGCGUGCACCAUGAGUGGACAAAACCACUGCUGUCACCUUCCUGUCCCCGUCCCAUUGCCACAAGGGCCAUCCUCCCUCACCCUGCCCUGCAGAUGGGUCCCUGGGCAGCAAUGCAGCUCCUCGGUGCUCCUCUCUGGGGCCACGUAGGCAUCCUGUCUUUUCCCCCCACCCUCUAUUUUAGGCAUAGGUGAGUGUCUGUCCCGGGUGCUGGCUGCACAGGGCUGGGUGUGCUCAAUUUGAUGCUGUGAGCGUUAUAACUGUCACGUUUUACUGAGCUUUCAGGGUUUUCUUCUGCCCUCUUCUCUCGAGGGAGAGAACCGGGCAGGGAAAACGUGCACUUUCCUCCCUCCUUCCCACAUAACUCUGUCCCUCCUUCCAAUUACUCGUGCUCAUGUGUGCGGUGAGCGGUGCUGCUGGUAGGGCUGACCCCAAGGCACGGUGCUGUCUUACACCAGGCUCCCUGCAGCUGCACCUUAUCCCUCCGCCCCCCCACCAGGGAAGAGAGAUCCCAUUUGUGGGUUUUCUUGUUUCAUUUUGUUAACCUUUUAAGGGCAAACCGGUGUGUGUGUGUGUGUGUGUGUGUGCCGUUUGUAAUGGUCGCGUCCCUCCCUGCUUGUUUCAAUGACUGGAUUUUAGAUGAUUCCUAGCACUAAUAAACAUUUUCCCAUGCCGGA
Molecule: messenger RNA, 4016 nt
Organism: Gallus gallus (chicken)
Lineage: Eukaryota; Metazoa; Chordata; Aves; Galliformes; Phasianidae
Gene: THOP1
Product: thimet oligopeptidase 1
Exons: 13
Coding region: 91-2148 (685 amino acids)
Biological process (GO): proteolysis; peptide metabolic process
Cellular component (GO): mitochondrial intermembrane space
Molecular function (GO): metalloendopeptidase activity
Source: RefSeq, a predicted model, not a curated record